Alexandromys fortis (reed vole) is the source of this 3244-nucleotide messenger RNA. It is a transcript of the gene Rab27a, whose product is annotated as RAB27A, member RAS oncogene family. The transcript is spliced from 6 exons. Gene Ontology annotation, biological process: positive regulation of exocytosis; exocytosis. The record is from RefSeq and is a predicted model, not a curated record. Gene Ontology annotation, cellular component: exocytic vesicle; secretory granule; melanosome. Bases 194 to 859 code for a protein of 221 amino acids. Gene Ontology annotation, molecular function: GTP binding; GTPase activity. Lineage: Eukaryota; Metazoa; Chordata; Mammalia; Rodentia; Cricetidae.
GGAAAAAACCGCCAAGCACCCAAAAAAGGCCAGUCAUUUGGGGUCGCAAGCUCCGUUUGGAAGGGAGUGCGUAAGGGAUUAAACACUACGGGGACGCAGUACCUCGAGGACUCAGCACUGCAGGGACCCAACGCCGCGGGGACAGCACCAAAGCCCAGAGCACCGAACCGGGUGAAGCCCAGAGACCUUCAUCAUGGCGGAUGGGGAUUAUGAUUACCUUAUCAAGUUUUUAGCCUUGGGAGAUUCUGGAGUGGGGAAGACCAGUGUGCUGUACCAGUAUACAGAUGGGAAAUUCAACUCCAAAUUCAUCACCACAGUGGGCAUUGACUUCAGGGAAAAGAGAGUGGUGUAUAGAGCUAAUGGACCAGAUGGAGCUGUGGGCCGAGGCCAGAGGAUCCACCUGCAGUUAUGGGACACGGCAGGACAGGAGAGGUUUCGUAGUUUGACCACUGCGUUCUUCAGAGAUGCUAUGGGUUUCCUGCUACUGUUCGACCUGACAAAUGAGCAGAGUUUCCUCAAUGUCCGAAACUGGAUAAGCCAGCUACAAAUGCACGCAUACUGUGAAAACCCGGACAUAGUGCUGUGUGGAAAUAAGAGUGACCUAGAAGACCAGCGGGCAGUGAAAGAGGAGGAAGCCAGGGAACUCGCAGAGAAGUAUGGAAUCCCCUAUUUUGAAACUAGUGCUGCCAAUGGGACGAACAUAAACCAAGCAAUUGAGAUGCUCCUGGACCUGAUAAUGAAAAGGAUGGAACGGUGUGUCGACAAGUCCUGGAUUCCAGAAGGCGUGGUGCGAUCCAACGGCCACACUUCUGCAGAUCAGCUAAGUGCAGAGAAGGAGAAGGGCCUGUGUGGCUGUUGAGACAAGACUCCAGGUGUGCACAGCAGCGGCCCAGAGCUCCUGCCUGUGAGCUGUGCCGCAGAGAUCCAGCCCGCACCAUGAACAACGGUGAAUAACACUGUAUCGAAUGCCAAUUGCUUCUCCUUGUCUCCAGUAGACAUUAACUCAGCAUCCGUUUAUAACUUGUUGCAGCUUUAACAUAUCCAAGAAUUGGGAGAACUAUUUCACAGAGCCAAAAGUGCCUUGUAAAGCCUAGGCCCAUGGUGGCAGGUCAUUCAGGGAUUCAGGAGUUUGCAGCCAUGAAAGGUUGCAUCUGCUGUGUAGAAUGCUGAUGGCACCGCCACCUGCCAUAGCACAGAUUGACCUGGAGUCUCAUUAGAGUCUCCUUAGAAGCAUUAGGAUCUCUGGGCAAUGAAAGACUAAUCCAGAUUUAAAAAUCCACACCAUAGUUGACCUUCUAGAACUUGAAUGCUAAUAUUAUGUACACGUUGGACCAAUGUCUUUCAGCACACUGUCUUUGACACAAUUUGUCAAAGGGAAGGCUUAAGUUAAAAUUACAGCCAUAUCUGUAGACUGGGUUGCCUAUAGGUGUGGUGGUGGUGGGAAGGGUUUGUAGGACAGGGGUGGGCAAUGGAAGCCAGUGAAGUCAGAUUUCCUGGCUCUUGGCUUCAGGGUCAUGGAGACUCAGGUGUUUAUUUGUGGUCUGUUGGUUCAGUCCACGGCUGAGCAUAGCUGGUGCUUCUGCUGUAUGCAUGCUAAGAAACGAUUUCUUGCUUUUCUCUUCAUAUUUAUAUUUUUGUCUGGCAUCUUCAGGCUGUAGUUUCAUUUGUCGACGCCUAUUCAGACUUUACUUUCAGGCUGGGUGUCAUUGCUACUUCCCAGUUUGUUUUCUCUCCCAUUAGUGUAAUCGAAGGUAUUUCUUUUUAAUUAAAACACAUGCUUAUUUGCUAUCUAGAGGGAGAGCAGCGUCUGUAUUUAAAAAGUCGUGUUUGUAUGCUAGUUUAGGAAAAGUGUUUCGUCGCCUGUACUUUCACUGGGAAUGUGGGCAUUUGUGUACUUGUGUAUCUUGCCAAGACCUUGUGUUGUGCUCUAUUGCCUCAGUAUCUUCUUGCCCAAAAAGGGUGGUUUAAAAUGUUCUACAUAGCCAGGCGGUGGUGGCGCAUGCCUUUAAUCCCAACACUCUGGAGGCAGAGGCGGCCACAGAGAAACUCUGUCUUGAAACAAAACAAAACAAAACAAAACAAAAAAUAUGUUCUUCAUAGAAUCUACUUCUUCAGGCCUAAGGUAUUUCAUUCAGAGCAAAAUUCUUUUAAAGAGGCUUAAAAAAAAAGUAAACCAAAAUUCCCAAAGAACUUCAAGGGGAAAAGAAAAUCACCAAUUAUAAUUUUAAAAAGUAAAAACUGUGGGGUUUUUUUUGACACUAAUUGUUUGGCAGAACUUGUAAUAGUUGUAAUUAGUAAAACAAAGAUAAAGGAAAAUGUUCGUGUGGUAGUUUUCAAGUAACAAAGUCUCACUAUAUAGCCCUGGCUGUCCUGGAACUCCUUUGUAGCUCAGGCUGGCCUCAGACUCACAGAGAUUCGCGCCCCCCUCUGCCUCCCAAGUGCUGGGAUUAAAGGUGGAGCCAUCACCCAGUUAGUAGCAGCCCAAGCCUUUAAUCCCAGCGCUCUAGGGGCAGAGGCAGGCGGAUCUCUCUGAGUUUGAGGGCAGCCUGGUCUAGAGCUAGUUCCAGGACAGCCAGGGUUACACUGAGAAACCCUGUUUUGAGGGAAAAAAAAAGACCCCACCCACCCAAAAAAAGGUGGAGCCCUCGUACCCACCAACCCUUAAAAGGCUUUUUUAAAAUUCAACAUCCAUCAUUUAUUGUCAUUGUCCUUGAUCCCCUCUCCAGCAAAAUCAGCUGCAGCUACUAAGCUUUUUCUGUCACUGAAAUGAAGGAUUCUUUGAAACAGCAAAGUUGUCACUAAGGCCUUUGCUUCUGCCUAUGUCUGAACUGUGUCCUGUGUUUCAAGGGGCAGGCCAUACAUAGCAGUGCCUUCCAAAGUUACCCUGAGACUUGAGUGGAGUUUAUCACCUUCUAAAUGUUCUGUUGUAAAUAAAAUUAGUGCUUGCAUAAUGCUGCUUUCAAGAAGUAGAUCCACAGUGAGAUGCGAGUCUUGUUGGCUCCAAACCUGGCACAGGGUUAAUUGUGUGUGAUAGACACCCACACAAGAACUGCCUUUGUCUGUUGGAAACAAACAAACAAACAACCCAAAAAACCUGUAUUCUCUUUGAAAAUGGUUUAAAUUUGAUAUAAAAUAGCCAUAUUUUUUGUGUUAAUGUAUUUUUCUAUUUGGAAAUCUGUAUAAAAAGCAAAUGCUCUUCAGUGAACUUUGUGCCAAUUAAACAAUAAUAAAAAAAUAAACAAGG